This is a messenger RNA of Cannabis sativa, 2338 nucleotides long. Its product is annotated as scarecrow-like protein 3. Gene Ontology annotation, cellular component: nucleus. The record is from RefSeq and is a predicted model, not a curated record. The transcript is spliced from 2 exons. Bases 767 to 2167 code for a protein of 466 amino acids. NCBI's taxonomy places the organism in Eukaryota, Viridiplantae, Streptophyta, Magnoliopsida, Rosales, Cannabaceae. Gene Ontology annotation, molecular function: DNA-binding transcription factor activity; sequence-specific DNA binding. Gene Ontology annotation, biological process: regulation of DNA-templated transcription.
GACAAUUUGUCUAAUUAUCCUAAUGGUACCAAGUGGGUGUCCAAUGGGUUUAUGAAAGAGUCCAAAUGGGAAAAUGGUGAGUUUUUGGAGUGACUUGUAAAGCAAAGACCUUUCUCCUUAGCAAUCCCCACUAUCACCACACUAACCAACAACAAAGGUUGUUGCUUUGUUUUGGUACUACAUGUUUGGAUUGUUGUUAUAUCUUAGCAUAAUACCAAAACUUUGGCCAGCUCUUAUUCUCCUUCCACUUCACUACUUGACAAAUAAAAAACUCAUCUUUAUUGUUAUGAAAAGAAAACCAAAACAAAACAAAACAAACAAAGAAUUCAGAUAGAGAAGAAAAAGAGAGAGUUUUUAAUAUGUGUGUGUGAAGGAAAUGAGGGCUCUUUCUUUCACAAAUUCCUCAUAUUCUUUCUGAACCUAUUCAAAAGACAAACCAAAUCAAUAAUGACAAAAUACAGACUCUUUGUAUUGUCGCCAAAGCAGCCAUUGAAAAGUCCUUACAAAACAAGACCCUUUCUUUAACUUUAUUAUUAAACCUUUUUUAUUUCUUACCUUCUUUCUCAGAUUUCAUCCAAACCCAUUUUGUUAAAGAGGCUCUUUUGAUUGAAAGAGAGAGGGUUUCUACUUGGGUUUUUCUUCAAUUUCAAAACCCAGUUGGAAAAAUCAUUUCUUUUUUCUGUUUUUGAGUUCUUGAUCAUCAUCAGCAGCUGGGACACUACUCAACUUUUUUUCUCUGAUAAACCCCUUUUUUGGUGCUCCCCAAAUGGUUGGUGAAAUGAUCAAAGAUGAAGGAUCAUCAUCUGUGACUUCUUCACCAUUACAAUUCUGUCAUUUGCUUCCAUCACCUGGUUUAGGCUCACCAUAUCCAUGGAUGAGAGAGCCCAAAUCAGAAGAGAGAGGACUUUAUCUGAUUCAACUUCUUGUUGCUUGUGCUAACCAUGUUGCUGCUGGUAGUCUUGAAAAUGCCAACAUUGGUCUUGAGCAUAUUUCUCACCUAACUUCCCCUGAUGGUGAUUCAAUGCAACGCAUUGUUGCUUAUUUCGCCGAGGCAUUAGCUGAUAGAAUGCUCAAGAGUUGGCCUGGUUUGUAUAGAGCUCUCAAUUCGACUAAGAUAGUUUCGGUUUCUGAAGAGAUUAUUGUUCAAAGAUAUUUCUUUGAGCUUUGUCCCUUUUUGAAACUUGCUUAUGUGAUUACAAACCAAGCUAUCUUUGAAGCAAUGGAAGGUGAGAAGAUGAUUCAUAUCAUUGAUUUGAAUUCGAGUCAGCCUGCUCAGAUGAUUGAUCUUCUUCAGACACUAAGUGCUCGCCCCGAAGGCCCUCCACAUUUGAGGAUCACUGGUGUUCAUGAACAGAAAGAGGUGUUGGAACAAAUGGCGCUUAGGUUGACAGAAGAAGCUGAAAAACUCGAUAUCCCUUUUCAAUUUACGCCUAUUGUGAGCAAACUAGAGAAUCUUGAUGUUGAAAGUUUGCGAGUUAAGACUGGCGAGGCUCUUGCAGUUAGUGCUGUUCUUCAACUGCAUUCCCUUUUGGCGAGUGAUGAUGACAUUCAUAAAAGAAACUCGCCUUCAUCAAUGUCAAAAGUAUCUCUUAUGAAUCAAAGACCUUUAAAAGAUUGGCUUGAGAAAGAUUCACAUAGUUUGUUAAGCAUGAGUCCUGAAUCUACUCUAUCACCUUUAUCUGUAACCGGUUCACCUAAGAUGGGAAGCUUUUUAACUGCUCUUUGGGGCCUAUCACCGAAGGUGAUGGUAGUAACCGAGCAAGAAUCAAACAACAACGGAUACACCCUAAUGGAGAGGUUAUCAGAAGCAUUGUUCUUCUAUGGAGCAUUGUUUGAUUGUUUGGAAUCUACAAUACCGAGAACAUCAAUCGAAAGACAAAAGGUUGAGAAAAUGCUUUUCGGGGAAGAAAUCAAGAACAUUAUAGCAUGUGAAGGAGCUUACAGAACAGAAAGACAUGAGAAACUUGAGAAAUGGAUAUUGAGGCUCGAGUUAGCGGGGUUCGGUAGGGUUCCUUUGAGUUACCAGGGAAUGAUGCAGGCAACUAGGUUGUUGAGACAGAGUCAUCUUUUCAGUGGCUAUAAGAUUAAAGAAGAGAAUGGUUGCUUGAUUAUGUGUUGGCAGGACAGACCACUCUUUUCUGUUUCUGCUUGGAGAUUUAGAAGGUAAGGCUUAGAAAUAUUUAACAAGAAGUUUGUUGACUUGAGUGUUCUUCUUUUGUUUUAUCUCUGUUGUGAAUUUUAAUUUUCUUUUUUCACUGUAUAAAGGAUCUUAAUCAUGUUCUUGUUCUUUACUGCAUAGUGUUCCUCAGCAAAUAUUACAAGAACAUUUUCUUUUCAA